UCUGAAAAAUUGGUUCUGGUUUUUUCGUCGAGCUAGGCUCACUAGGUUAGGUUAGCGUUGUUGUGGUCGCGACUGGGUUUCUCCAGCCCUGUUUCCGUUACCUUUAUUCUCUCUCUAUAACGCCGAUCUCCGUUACUAGUUAUUUACCGGCUCGUCCGAGUGGAGGGACUGCUUUCCCCCGCUCUGACGGCUCCGUGAGGUGAAGAUACCGCUUUACAGACGUUUCCCCGCGGAGAAUCGACAGCAACAGUGCCGUCAGUCAUGCAGUCCUGCAGUUCUGCUCACUGUAUCCUGAUCUUACUGACCAUCACACUCACUGCUGUGUCUGAAUCAGCUGUUACUCCAGUGAAGGUGAAUCUUCAUGACUCUGCUACUCUGCCCUGCUCUGAGAGAUGCUCUGGUUUGGUCAGAUGGACUGUGUUCCAUAAACCCACUGAUGCUCUGGCUGAGUGUGAUCAGACUUCAUGUAGAUCAGUGAAGGAGGGAUAUCAGAUGAUCCAUGAUCAGUACCUGAAGGGGAAUUUCUCUCUCACCAUCACUGACGCUGAUUUCACUAAGAAACACUGGUACACGUGUGACUGUGAUGGUAAAGAUCUCUGUGAUGUGAAUCUUCAGAUUGAGGCCUUAAAAACUACCGUUCAGAAAAAAACAGGUGAAUCUCUGAUGCUGAAGUUGGACAUACCAGAGGAAGUGGAGGUGAUUUAUAACAGCACAGGUGCAGCUGGGUCAUCCAGUGGUCAGAUCUGUACAGUGAAUGGACGCUCAACAGACUGUAAACCUGAAUACGCAAACAGAGCAUUUCUAACGUCUGCUCUUGAGCUGAGAGCAGUGACUCCAUCUGAUAGUGGAGUUUACACUGUAAUGGACAAAAGGAAUGAAGAUGCUGUUCAUGUCUUCACAGUGACCGUCCAAGAUUGCGAGCCGUGCAUUUGCAAAGAGGGAGCUGCUCUGCCUGGAUGGGUGGUUCCUGUGCUGGUUGUGCUGGCUGUGGCAUUGGCUGCUGUUCUCGCUGUGUGUGUGAUAUUAGUGGUGAAGAACAAACAGCUGCAGAGUAAAAAUCAGCAGCAUCCAGAAGCAGCUCAUGGAAAUGGAAAUGCUAACCAUGUUCCAAUGACUGUCCUGGGUAAUAACGGUGCAGAAGAACAGCAGAGACUGGCAGAGCCCAGUAAUCACCAGGCAGACUAAGAGAUUAUUCUGAAUCUUUGCUUUUCUUUCUCCUGCUCUCUCUCUCUUGCUUUUCCAUUCCUAGGGCAUGUAUGUGAGAGUGGAUGUUUAUGUGUGUCAGUGUGGAGAGUCCAGCACUGUCUGCUGUUCAUCAGCAGAGCUUUGGAAGUUUUCACUCUCAACCCCUUAACAGGCCAAAGUUUUACUGCACACUUCUAGAACUUCUCAGAGCAGCUCAGCUAGUUCUGCAUUGAAGUCCCAGUUCCAGUGCAGUUACUGAGUAAUAAUCCUUAGUAUGUUAUAACCCUGGGAUUUUAAGGGGCUAAACUGAAGGUUCUCUAAAUCUUAAGUGCUCUUUGACUGCCAAGAACUUAAUAGAGAAAUGCCUGUGUUUCUUAGUGAGAGUCAGAUCUGAGUAAUCGGUUACUCACCUUUACACUGGACUGUUACUGUGGACAGACUGUUCUCUAGUGAAUUCGACAAUGUGAAGUUUUUUCAGAAAGGGAUCAUCAGUAUCUAGUUCUCAUCAGUAUCUAGUUCUCAUCAGUAUCUAGUUCUCAUCAGUGUCUAGUUCAGUAAGUUUGGGGAUGUUACACUGGCCAAGUAUUUAAUUCAGAUAAAAACUGAACUGGGCCUCAUUUCUACAGUGCAGCUAAGUGGGAAGCUUGUUUAAUCAGGUCUGUAAAAUUUUGUUCCCAUGGUAGAGAGUGAUGGGUGACCUUCUGUGGAGCUCCACCUUCUAGGACUCUUAUUGUACAAGUGCAGCUCAUGUGAAUCCCAGGUUCAGUGUUGGUACUACAUGAGGUCCAAGUGAGCAGAAGUGGUGGUGAUGCGGACCGAAGCCAUUUGUGACCCAGAGUCCAAGAGAGCAUCCCUGGAUGUUGGGAGCUUGUUGAGCUCCAGUGCUGGUGUGUUGGCAUCACUUUGAAAAGAUGUGGUGGAGCUUGGUAGUAUCAUGUGACGGGGGGCCUAGCUAAUGGGGGAAUUGAGUAUAACUAAAAUAGAGAGAAAAGAAAAUGAGGAAUCAGGGAGUGAAGGAACAAAAGUGGAGUGAAGGGAGUUGGAGUGCAGCCUGAUGACCAGUUGAUGGCUAAAGGACAGUUAUGGACUGCAGAUUGGAUUCCUGAUUGGAUGUUUAAUUGUUUUUAACUGCAGUAAACAAGCUUUAGACAUUUCUUCUCUCUUGCUCUGCCCCUUUUACUUACACAGAUCAAAGAAUAAGCUCACUGUAGCUUUACUGCACCUUGGAUUAGAAGAAGAAUAAUGUAUUACAUGAAUGUGUUUUUCAGUGGGCAUGUUUACAUACACAGCUACCUGAUGUAAGAUCAAAAACACCCAUAAGGCAUAAUCCCUUUAAUCAGCAUUUCAUUUCCCCACACAAAUGUCUGUCCAGCAGUUGCUCUUAAAGACAUCUGGAACACCAGUCCUUCCCUUCAGAGUAAGCCUGGGUCAGUAUACACAGUGAAGGUCUCCACACUGGUUACGGUGCCAUUUAUGAGGGGCACAACAAAUUCAUGGUUGGCCUUAAUCUGAAUUUCAGUCCUGCAGACGAGGGGGGAGUAAAGAUACAUGCAUAAACGAGAAUAAAUGAUAACUGCAGUAUUUGGGAAGCAUCAUUCAAACUGCAAUAAGAGAGACACCAGCUUGAUAGUAGUAUAAAACAUAAAUGAAACCAGCAUAAUUUUGAUAUGCUAAUGUCCACCAUUCAUGUCUUUGGUGUUACAGUGAGCUGGUUGAUACUGCCAUGUUCAGAUUUGGACUCAGCUCAUUGAUACACAAUGCUGGUACUGAUAUUUAAAAUGAAAAUGAAAUGCAGAAAAGCCUGACUAUAAUCACGUGCUGAAUGAUAUGAACAUGCUGGAGUGGGUCGCGUAUUGAGCUGGUAGUUCAGCAUUUAAACAAUGUAACUGCAUUAGAUGUCAUGAUAGGAUGACCAUUAACCCAUUUUAAACUGCGAAGUCGUGAUUUGAUGCAUUAUUACGCCUCUAGCAUCCGAAAUACUUCCAAUCCUUAAUUGCACGUAACUGUCUUCUGCGCAUUAAUGAUGAGAUCAUCACUCUCACUAAAGCCGUCCUCUAUAAACUCUCAUUACUUGGAGCAGCAUGAUGAGAUUAGAUUCAUAGGCCCAGUGCUGAAAACCACAGCUGGGUGUCUGAGAGGUGUCUGAGAGGUGUCUGAGAGGUGUCUGAGAGGUGUCUGAGAGGUGUCUGAGAGGUGUUUGAGAGGUGUCUGAGAGGUGUUUGAGAGGUGUUUGUUGGUGGCUCAUUUAUUUUAAGAUUGGAAUAAUGAACGGAAAGGUGAGCAGUGGUUUUGUAUUGGUCAGUGAUAUAAGUGGGCGGUCUAGAGUCACUGGAGCUAAUUGCACUGCCGCUACUGCUCGUCACUGCAGAUUAAUCUGCUGCUAUUGCUUUCUGAUUGUGUGCUCUGCUUUGCUGUACUUUUAAAUUCUUAUCUUUCCUGCCAUGAAGAUAAGAUUAUAAUUCAGCUGGCAGAUCUGAUGCAGGGAUUUUUUUAAAAAUAUUUGCUUUUAUGCCUGUAAAUGCCUUUUGUUUUUGCAGGGUGUUCUCAGUAUUAUGAAGGAUGUUUUUAUUACUUUUUGCCGAAGCUGUUUGUCUAUAAAUGCGAAUGCUUUCAGUGAGGUAGCUUGAGACCUCUGUGUGAAUAUUUUGUUAUGUGUAUAAAUGUUUCUGUGCCUGCUUUAAUUUCAUUUGUGUAAUUCUGUGCUGUGUUUUAUGAGGCUGAAGUAAGACAACAGAACACCUGUAAGACUGAACCGAGUGCCUCAGGCCUGUUUCACACACUCUCAUUCACUCCCUCUGUGUGCCCUGAGUGGCUGCAGGUCAGACACGCCUGCAUUUACAUUUACGGCAUGUAGCAGACGCUCUUAUCCAGAGUAACCUACACUUUGAUCAUUUUACACAGGUAGGUGAAGGGAGUGCUAGUGUAAACUACAGCCAUACACACAUCCAUCCAUGCCAGCUGGAUAACGGUCAUAUCAGUUACUUCACAUAAGAAGAAGUAGCUCUAUCAGAAGAUGUGUAUGUAGCAUAAACUGGUGUGUAAUUGAGGGAUAACAGAAUGUGUUAUUUAUUUUAUUUGUUUCUUUUUUCAUUGGUUCUGUAGUUCUUUUCUUUUUAACGUGGGAAUUGAAAGCAAAAAAGUCAUUCAGAGCAUGUAGAGGUGAAUGUGUGUGAAACAGGUCCUCAACACCAUCAAACUGUCAGUGCACUGAAUCUAAAUGUACACAUGGCACAUUUUUGUAGUUUUUUAUUACCGUCGAAUUAAACUUUUCUUUUUAA
This is a messenger RNA of Colossoma macropomum (tambaqui), 4463 nucleotides long. RefSeq lists its product as uncharacterized. The record is from RefSeq and is a predicted model, not a curated record. The transcript has 6 exons. The coding region runs from base 262 to 1185 and encodes 307 amino acids. Lineage: Eukaryota; Metazoa; Chordata; Actinopteri; Characiformes; Serrasalmidae.